This is a messenger RNA of Caretta caretta (loggerhead turtle), 1128 nucleotides long. The record is from RefSeq and is a predicted model, not a curated record. Lineage: Eukaryota; Metazoa; Chordata; Testudines; Cheloniidae.
AUGCGACCAGGUGACUCUUGGCCUGGGAAGCGGGACAAAGGCCGGAGGAGCAACGGGCUGGGCAGGGGCCAGGCAGCUGGAAGCGACAGGAAGGUGGAAGCCGGGGGAGCUGUGUGUCCUGCAGACAGGCUGCUCACAGGGAGGAGGCUCCCCCAGAGUCCUGCCUGGCUUCAUAGGGAGCAGUUCCAGAGCAUCGCCCGGGGACUCCAUGACAAAGAGAAACUGCAACUUACCCUUAACUCCAGCCAGGGCCGCCCCACAAUCCUGCUGCCCUUGUAUGGCCCAACAUCCUCAUGGCACCUGACAUUAUGUCUUUGCUCCCCCAUCUCUCUAUUUCUGCCCCCUCCUGGGACCUCCAGAUGCCCCUCCUCAUCCCCUGCCCUUCCUGUUCCAGACCCCUUCAUUACCCAGGGCUCCCUCGGCGGCGAGCUGCACCCCAACGGCACCUCGAGGGGAUUCGAUGACACCGGAGUGAAUGGGGAGGACUUUAUCAGCUUCGACGCGGACGCAGGCAAAUGGGUCGCUCGGCAGGGGGACAAGCUGGCGCUCUACACCCAGGACCUUCUCAACCUGGAUAAGAGCACAGCCAUCACGCUUCAGUUUCUCCUGAGAAUGACGUGUGUCAAUCAGAUCAAGAGCUUUGUCCAGCAUGGGAAAGAGUCUCUGGAGAGGCAAGAGCGGCCGGUCGCCGUGGUGUUUGCCCGAGCGCCUCCCCCAGCCGGGACCCCCGCGCCGUUACUGCUGGUUUGCCGGGUCACCGGUUUCUACCCCCGGCCCGUCCGCGUGGCCUGGCUGCAGGACGGGGAGGAGGUGGGGCCGGGCGGGCAGCUGAGCUCCAGCGGGAUCCUGCCCAACGCGGACCUGACCUACCAGCUGCGCAGCUCCCUGGCCGUGGGGCCGGGCGACGGGCACAGCUACGCCUGCCGGGUGGAGCACAGCAGCCUGGGGGGCCAGAGCCUGCUGAUCCCCUGGGAGCAGGGCAGGGGCUGGGGCCCCGGCCUGGCCGUGGGCAUCACCCUGGGGGUUCUGGCUGUAGCCGCCGUGGCCGGGGUGCUGUGGAGGAGCAGUCGCAGGCCGCAUUGUUACAAGGGCGUAGUCGUGCUGGAUCCACAGAACCAGGUCAAUUAA